This is a messenger RNA of Xyrauchen texanus (razorback sucker), 2347 nucleotides long. RefSeq names its product trypsin-like. The transcript is spliced from 6 exons. The record is from RefSeq and is a predicted model, not a curated record. Gene Ontology annotation, biological process: proteolysis. Bases 100 to 1032 code for a protein of 310 amino acids. NCBI's taxonomy places the organism in Eukaryota, Metazoa, Chordata, Actinopteri, Cypriniformes, Catostomidae. Gene Ontology annotation, molecular function: serine-type endopeptidase activity.
UGCAAGUGGGGGAAACAAACUCCAGGUGAAGGCAGCUGUACUUGUUGUAUGUCAGUAGAGACUUGAAAGAGGACAUAGCAGUUUGCAGAUCAGAACAUCAUGAAUAAGUUUAACAAAACUUUGUGCAUUGCUGGUGCCAUACUUCUAAACAUAGCAGGCUCUCUCUGUCAGUUGGAUGUUUGUGGCCAAGCUCCCUUCAACAACAAGAUUGUUGGAGGGCAGGAUGCGGCUGAAGGAUCUUGGCCCUGGCAAGUCAGCAUUCAAAGUACCACCUUUGGAGGCCAUUUCUGCGGUGGGAGCCUAAUCAAUAAAGAUUGGGUUUUGUCUGCAGCUCACUGCUUUCAGAGUGUCUCCAAGUCUACCAUUACAAUCUACUUGGGACGUCAGAGAAAAUCAGACUCAAAUCCAAAUGAAAUGUCUAUGAGUGUGAGUAACAUUAUCAUCCAUCCAAACUAUGACAGUCCCAAAGAUAACAACGACAUAGCACUGGUCCAGCUCUCCUCUUCUGCGACAUUCUCUGCUUAUAUUAAUCCAGUCUGCCUGGCUGCUGCUGGUAGUAUACUGGCUCCAGGUACUUCUAUCUGGGUCACUGGAUGGGGCAGUCUCCGAUCUGGAGACUCCCAGCUACCCGAUAUACUGCAGGAGGUGAAAAUACCAAUUGUGAGCAACAGUGACUGUAACAAUGCCUAUGGUGGUGCCAUCACAAACAAUAUGAUUUGUGCUGGACUGUUAAAUCAGGGAGGGAAAGACUCAUGUCAGGGAGACUCUGGAGGUCCAAUGGUCUAUAAAAACAGCUCUCUGUGGAUUCAGUCUGGCAUAGUGAGUUUUGGUAUAGGAUGUGCUGAUCCCAAUUAUCCUGGUGUGUAUGCGAGAGUGUCUCAGUUCCAGGACUGGAUCAACUCUCAUAUAACUAGCAACCAGCCGGGAUUUAUCGAAUUCAUCUCCAGUGGAUCCAGCAGAGGCUCACCCAACCUGCUUUCUCUCAUAUUCUCUAUCAUCCCUUUAAUAUUCUCCCUCUAUGUCUUUUCUUAAAGAUUAGCAUAUUUGAAUAUUAAUUAUCAGAGACCUUUGAUAAAAAAGGACAAUUGUGCUGUACACACCCUUAUAAACAGGAUAUAAAAAAGCAUAUAUAUUUGUCAUGUGUAUUUUUAAAUGUAACAUUCUUCAAAAAGGCAAUGUUUUUAUUUAGGCAUGUUGAUUCAUUUUAGGCUAUUCAUAUCAAUAUAUUUAAAUGAAAAGAGCUUACAAUAAUAGAGUUAUGAUAUUUUGGACUGGACUGGCAUGGAAAAGAUUCAGCAGGGUCAUUAUUCCAUCUCAGGGACUAACCAUCUGUAGCUAAAGCUCAACUGCUGGUGCUCUGCAAUGUAUUUAGACAUAUUAUUUAUUGAAAAUGUACUCGCCUUUAAUCUCUUUGAAAAAAUGUAUAAAUACAUAAGAAGGAAUUUGCUUGGAGAAUGUUGCUUUCUUUUCUGUAAAGCUGCAUUGAUACAAUGUGUGUUGUGAAAACUAUACAAAUCUGUAAAAUCUGCAUUCAAGCAUUUAAAUGAUGUUGAGUGGAACUUAUAGCCAUGGGAGCCUUCUCAAUUAUUGUGUGCCUAACAGCCUAUUUUUCACAUAAAGCUACAAGGGCAUUUCCAUAAAUAAACUAACCAGACAUCUUAAAUAUUACGCCAGGUAAGGACCCGCUCUGACAUUAACAUUUUUUCUUUGAAUUUAAAGGGUCAUAUUUGCUUUAUACCCUGUAUAGUUUGUUCAUGGUUUUCCAGGAAGAUGUCAUGUCAUGCAACCUGUAAGUGCCCUACAUAAGGUAUGAUUAACGAGGGAUGCCCUAGAGGUGCAGCCCAUUCCAUACAGGGGACUAGUGUCAUCUAGUGGCAGCAUUAGGGGCGUAGCAAGGUAUUUUGGCCCCCCUGACUCUAUAUUGCUCUGGGCCCCUGUGGCAGGUUGGAUGGUGGGGCCGGGUCGUGAUUCCGCACACACGUCCCCUAAUUAGGCUAAUUAGCCCUUCGAGAAUGAUAAAGGCCAAACGAAGACGGCAGUGCGACAGAGAGAGAGGUUUACAGACAGCUGUCCGACACCUUUGUGUGUUUGUUUGUCUUUUUGGUUCAGUUUUACAUUAAACUAUUAUUUAUAUUGUCAAGCCGGUUCUCGGCUCCUUCUUUCCAUAAACCCCCUUUACAGCCCCUUUCCUAUUAAAACAUGCUGUUUAGAAUUUGUUGUGGGGCCCCCUUGGACAUAUCGUUACCACCUUUCAACCCACUAGCUACCCAUCCACUGUCAGAUCCUUCCCAAUGAUUUAUAUCACAUCAUCAGUCAUGUCACACACACACACACACACACACACACA